AUGCCACUUGUAAAUAACAAAGUGAGUGAUGAAUGCACUGUCAGCACAGACAAAUCUUUGACUGAUGCGAAAGCUCUGGUGGAGUCCCUGAUUAAGGUGGUAGCAUGUCACCGUCACCUGGCCUCAUGUGUGGGGGGCUGUACAGACUCUCUCCACCUCCGGGAUGAGCUCAGACAAACCCGGGAGAGGGCCCUGAAGCUCGCCAUGACCAUCUGCACCCACCUGACCAAAUCUCUGAGGGAUAAGAGCCUGCCCCCAGACCAUCGCCGCCACUGUGAGCUGCUCUGGGUGGGCUUCUCCUCCAGCCUCGAGCUCCUGCACGUCGAUAUGUGCAAGGUCUUCAAGAUGGCCGACAGUUUCACGCUGGCCAAUAACAUCUCUCUGGUGCAGACAGGAUUACAAGGAGGAGGGAGUGAGGUGGCUGCCAGAGCUUUGAGUUUGCCAGACCUGCACCAGGCAGAGAGCAUAGUGCUCCCUGCUGGUCUGGAGGGACAGGAGCGCUGCAGCCUGGAGCAGGACAUCAGCCGAAUGGACCACAUGAUCGAGGACAUGGAGACCAAGGUGAACGUGCUGCGCUGGAUGGUGGAGCCACAGGGGGCGCUGUUGCCUGUGGGCAGCACUGACAGCUUGUCUAUGGCCUUUCUGUCUGUGGAUGAGGAGUGUUCCGGGACAGAGGGGGAGGGACCCAAACGCCUGUGCCAGCGCAGUCAUGUGUUUGCACUUAUCCUGCUCUGUGUGAUGGUUGCCGUGGCAACCACUCUGUCCAUCUGCAUAGUCCUCUUCACCUGA
Boleophthalmus pectinirostris (great blue-spotted mudskipper) is the source of this 789-nucleotide messenger RNA. RefSeq names its product regulator of G protein signaling 9 binding protein (gene rgs9bp). Bases 1 to 789 code for a protein of 262 amino acids. The record is from RefSeq and is a predicted model, not a curated record. Gene Ontology annotation, cellular component: neuron projection. The transcript is spliced from 3 exons. Gene Ontology annotation, biological process: G protein-coupled receptor signaling pathway. Lineage: Eukaryota; Metazoa; Chordata; Actinopteri; Gobiiformes; Gobiidae.